AAAAAGAAAGAACGAAAGCACAACUCAGUCAGUGCUUAUCAAAAAAAAGAAAAAAAAAAAAAAGAACAACUCAGAUUUAGUCAUUAUAAAAUAGGAAACAAGUGAUAAAAAAGGACUAAAUGAGUAAUUCCCAAAUAAAAGAACAUUUAUAGCAAAAGAUACCCUUUCUCCAAUAAGAGUUUUAAUGUUAAAAGAAAACUAAACUCAGCAAAUUUACUAUAAAAAUAUAUAUAAUGUUGCUCUCUUCUUUUCAAAAAUCUUUCUUCCCUUUCUUGGUGAUUGAUCAUGUUCUCCUUGUUUAAGUACCCUAGUCAUAUUUACAUAUAAACGAAAAAACAGUUGGACCCUUUCAUCAUCUCGAGAGAAAGGAGGGAUAUUAUUAUUAAAGCUUAGAUUAGUUAGUCAAGAUUCAAGAAGUAGCAGAGAUUUAAUUAGCUAAUGGAGCAGUUGCAAGUGCAUUAUUAUUAUUACUCCAAGAUGGUUUGCAUGCUCUUUUGGCUUGGGUUUGCUUUUCUGUCGAUGGCAAUCAUCACUGUCCAAGGAAAAGCAGGCAAUGUAACAUACGAUGGGAGGUCUUUAAUCAUCAAUGGUGAACAUCGAAUUCUCUUCUCUGGUUCCAUUCAUUAUCCCCGUAGCACUCCUGAGAUGUGGCCAUCUUUAAUAUCCAAAGCCAAGGAAGGAGGUGUGGACGUUAUACAGACUUAUGUAUUUUGGAACAUGCACGAACCCACACAAGGGCAGUAUGAUUUUGAUGGAAGAAAGGAUCUAGUGAAGUUUUUACUGGAAGUCCAGGCACAAGGUCUAUAUGCUGCCCUAAGAAUUGGUCCCUUCAUUGAGGGUGAAUGGACAUACGGGGGACUACCAUUUUGGUUGCAUGACGUCUCAGGCAUCGUCUUCCGAUCUGAUAAUGAACCUUUCAAGAAACACAUGCAAAGAUUUGUAACCAAAAUAGUAAACAUGAUGAAGUACAACCAACUUUACGCCUCACAGGGAGGGCCAAUCAUAAUAUCACAGAUUGAGAAUGAGUACCAGAACGUUGAAACAGCAUUUCAUGAAAAAGGAUCAAGGUAUGUUCAUUGGGCGGCAAACAUGGCUGUGAGGCUGAAUACUGGCGUUCCUUGGGUGAUGUGUAAGCAAACUGAUGCUCCUGAUCCAGUGAUUAACACAUGCAAUGGAAUGCGAUGUGGAGAAACAUUUGCAGGACCCAACUCGCCAAAUAAACCAUCAAUGUGGACAGAAAACUGGACAAGUUUCUAUCAAGUUUUUGGUGGAGAGCCCUACAUCAGAACAGCUGAAGACAUAGCAUUUCAUGUUGCUUUAUUCAUUGCCAGAAAUGGAAGCUACGUGAACUAUUACAUGUACCAUGGAGGAACCAAUUUUGGAAGAACGGGCUCUGCAUUUGUAACAACAAGUUACUAUGAUCAAGCCCCGCUUGAUGAGUACGGUUUGAUUAGGCAACCUAAAUGGGGCCAUCUUAAGGAUCUCCAUGCCAAAAUAAAGUCAUGCUCAAAGACUUUAAUUAGAGGAACACAUCAAACUUUUCCUUUGGGUCGACUACAAGAAGCUUAUGUUUUUAGAGAGAAGUCAGGGGACUGUGUGGCCUUUCUGGUAAACAAUGAUGGGAGACGAGAUGUCACAGUCCGCUUCCAGAAUAGGUCAUAUGAGUUGCCUCAUAAGUCGAUCAGCAUUCUACCAGACUGCAAGUCCAUAACUUUCAAUACAGCAAAGGUAAACACACAAUAUGCUACAAGGUCAGCUACAUUGAGCCAGGAGUUCAGCUCAGUAGGAAAAUGGGAAGAAUACAAAGAAACUGUUGCUACAUUUGACAGUACUUCUUUAAGAGCAAAAACCUUGUUAGAUCACCUGAGCACAACCAAAGAUACAUCUGACUACCUUUGGUACACUUUCAGAUUUCAAAAUCAUUUCUCUCGUCCUCAGUCUACAUUACGAGCGUACUCACGUGGACACGUUUUGCAUGCAUAUGUUAAUGGAGUAUAUGCUGGAUCUGCUCAUGGAAGUCACGAAAGUACAAGCUUCACCCUAGAGAAUUCGGUUCGUCUUAAAAAUGGGACAAACAAUGUUGCCUUACUAAGUGUAACAGUCGGAUUACCGGAUUCAGGAGCAUAUCUUGAACGUAGGGUUGCUGGAUUACAUAGGGUAAGAAUUCAGAACAAGGAUUUCACUACUUACUCAUGGGGAUAUCAGGUUGGGUUGUUAGGAGAGAAGUUACAGAUUUACACAGAUAAUGGAUUGAACAAAGUAAGUUGGAAUGAGUUUAGAGGCACUACUCAACCUCUCACAUGGUAUAAGACUCAAUUUGAUGCACCAGCAGGGAGUGACCCAAUUGCACUGAAUCUUCACUCCAUGGGAAAGGGGGAAGCUUGGGUAAACGGACAAAGCAUAGGCCGGUAUUGGGUUUCUUUUAGUACUUCCAAAGGAAAUCCUUCCCAAACAAGGUAUCAUAUACCUCAAUCUUUCGUCAAACCAACUGGCAACCUAUUGGUUCUACUAGAAGAAGAGAAAGGAUACCCCCCUGGAAUAACUGUAGACUCUAUUUCAAUCUCAAAAGUAUGUGGGCAUGUGUCUGAAUCACACAAGUCUGUAGUUCAACUUAGUUGCCCUCCAAACAGGAACAUUUCCAGGAUCCUGUUUUCAAGCUUUGGAACUCCCGAGGGUAACUGUAAUCAGUAUGCCAUUGGAAAGUGCCAUUCAUCCAAUUCCAGAGCCAUUGUGGAAAAAGCCUGUAUAGGGAAGACAAAGUGUAUAAUCCUGCGAUCCAAUAGAUUUUUUGGUGGUGACCCAUGUCCAGGCAUCCGUAAAGGUCUGCUAGUUGAUGCCAAAUGCACGUGACAGACAAGGAGCUCCUGAUUAAGUCAUUCAACAAGUAUUUGAAUUCAAUUUUUUAAUGUUAGAUGUGGACGGACAAUGAUUCAUUUAUGUAGGUGUCAUCAUUAGUCUAGAUAGCUUUAGUCCUGAUAUCAGACUCUUCAUCUAUUUCUUGUAUACAUCUUUUUUCACUGCUUAUGAAUUUUUACCUACAGGAAAGGAAGAGAAAAAGAAAAAAAAUUUCAGAGUGUUAA
Ricinus communis (castor bean) is the source of this 3080-nucleotide messenger RNA. RefSeq names its product beta-galactosidase 16-like. Gene Ontology annotation, cellular component: vacuole; cell wall. The coding region runs from base 439 to 2850 and encodes 803 amino acids. The transcript is spliced from 20 exons. Lineage: Eukaryota; Viridiplantae; Streptophyta; Magnoliopsida; Malpighiales; Euphorbiaceae. Gene Ontology annotation, biological process: carbohydrate metabolic process. Gene Ontology annotation, molecular function: carbohydrate binding; beta-galactosidase activity. The record is from RefSeq and is a predicted model, not a curated record.